Molecule: messenger RNA, 4713 nt
Organism: Sphaeramia orbicularis (orbiculate cardinalfish)
Lineage: Eukaryota; Metazoa; Chordata; Actinopteri; Kurtiformes; Apogonidae
Gene: fbxl3a
Product: F-box and leucine-rich repeat protein 3a
Exons: 5
Coding region: 270-1586 (438 amino acids)
Cellular component (GO): mitochondrion
Molecular function (GO): protein binding
Source: RefSeq, a predicted model, not a curated record
UUCGCCAUUUCAGUUUUGGGGGGGGCCCGUAACUCCCGCGAAGGAAUUAGGUCAACUGAGCGGAGGUGCUUGGCUCGGUCCGUUUCUUCACUGAAAACAUCUUUUACUCUUGUCGAUCAUUAACGGCUCUGGUAUUGUGCUCCGAUGCGUGUUAUUUGGUUCGUACGAAUGAGUUUUUCUAGCGUGGGCCCGGGCUGAAGUGUCAAGUGAGUUGUCGGAUUUUCCUAACAGCUAACAGCUAGCAAGCUAGCUGAGUGUAAACAUCAAGAAUGAAGCGGAUGAAAGGAGGCGAGGAGGGCAGCCAUGGUUCCUCAAGCGAAAGCCCACCAGAGGCUCACAAAAAGAUGCGGAAGCAGAUGAGUGAGGAGUCUGAGGCAGUGGAGGCCAGUGAGUCACCAGACAGUAACUGGGCACGGCUGCCUCAGGAGCUACUGCUCCACAUCUUUCAGUACCUUCCUCUGCUGGACCGGGCUUAUGCCUCUCAGGUGUGCCGUGGGUGGAAUCAGGCCUUUCACAUGCCUGAGCUGUGGAGAUGUUUUGAAUUUGAGCUCAACCAACCAGCCAGCUCCUACCUUAAAGCCACACAUCCUGAUCUCAUCAAGCAGAUCAUUAAGAGACACUCCAACCACUUGCAAUAUGUCAGCUUCAAGGUGGACAGUAGUACAGAGUCUGCAGAAGCAGCAUGUGACAUUCUUUCACAGCUGGUGAAUUGCUCACUGAAGACCUUGGGGCUCAUCUCUACAGCGAGACCCAGUUUUAUGGAGGUUCCAAAGUCUCACUUCAUCUCAGCUCUAACUGUGGUGUUUGUCAACUCCAAAUCAUUGUCUUCACUGAAGAUUGAUGACACGCCGGUGGAUGACCCAUCUCUGAAGGUGCUGGUGGCAAACAACAGUGACACCCUGAAGCUUCUGAAAAUGAGCAGCUGUCCUCAUGUCUCCCCAGCAGGGAUUCUGUGUGUGGCAGACCAGUGUCACGGCCUGAGAGAACUUGCCCUCAACUACCAUCUCUUGAGCGAUGAACUGCUGUUGGCCCUCUCCUCUGAGAAACACGUCCACCUGGAACACCUGCGUAUCGAUGUAGUGAGCGAGAACCCAGGCCAGCACUUCCACACCAUCAAGAAGAGCAGCUGGGAUGCGAUGGUGCGGCACUCGCCCAAAUUCAAUCUGGUCAUGUACUUCUUCCUGUAUGAGGAUGAGUUCGGCCCUUUCUUUAAUGACGAAAUCCCUGUCACGCACCUCUACUUCGGCCGCUCUGUUAGCAAGGAGGUGUUAGGCCGGGUGGGCCUCCAUUGCCCCCGUCUAGUGGAGCUGGUGGUGUGUGCAAAUGGGCUGCGUCCCUUGGAUGAGGAGCUGAUCCGCAUUGCUAAACACUGCACCCAGCUGUCGGCCAUUGGCCUGGGUGAGUGUGAGGUUUCCUGUAGUGCUUUUGUGGAGUUUGUGAAGAUGUGCGGCCGUCGGCUCUCUCAGCUGUCCAUCAUGGAGGAGGUGCUGAUUCCAGAUCACAAAUACUCCUUGGAUGAGAUUCAUUGGGAGGUUUCUAAGCACUUGGGCCGAGUCUGGUUUCCAGACAUGAUGCCAACUUGGUAAAGGCAAGCUAGAGGGGUUUGAAGUUUGUGAAAUACAACAUCGACGCCCUCCAUGUUUGCAUUAAAUGUUCAGCAGUAGCAGAAGAUUUGGUGUCAACAUGGUGAACAGAAAUUAGUGGAAUUCCUGUUCAUAGUGGGUGAGGUAUGUAAUAUGGCACCUGACUACUGCACAAUGCUAUCAUGUCAUGCAAAUACCACAGAAAUCUCUGCGUGUUAACUAAAUGGAAUCAUGCUUCGCCUAAUCCUGUGACUGAACCCACCCGGCUGGUGGCUUCGCGCAUUGAACAAUCAGAUGAAGAAAGAGGACUUAAAGUAAUGUUUUUACAGUUGCGAAGUGCUCUCUACAGACGCUGUAGCCUGGUUAUUAUUAUCUAUAUUAUGAGAGAUGUCAGUAAAUAAAUGUAUAUGUGUGUGUGUGUGUGUGUGGGUGCGUGCAGGAGUGACUGUUGUUUCAAUGUUUUUCAACAUUGUGGAGUAAUUUGGGAUAAUUAAGCGCAUAAUAGCAUGUUGUUACACUACCACUUGGCCUACCUAAAUCCAGUCUGGGAUAGCAGCUCUGCACUCUGUAACACAGUGUGGCAUUAUUUGUGCAUAUUAUGUGACAGACUGUGUUUUGUAAGGUGUAGCUGAGAAGGAGGUCGUUGAUUUACAAAAGCGCAGUUGCAUCCUACACCUCACUUCAGACUAAUUUAAAGUGAAGAGUAGUGUUGAUUACAUCUGGCUUCUCCUUAUUUGAGCUCUAUCAUGCUUGGUGAAAAAAAUUAUACAAUUCCAGGAGUUGUGCGUGUGUGUAUAAUGAAAAUGAAAAGCUGGCUAGAACAGAAAUGUGUAUAUUGGUCUCUAUUUGUGAUGUGAAGGUGUACAGUGUUGACUGAUGUCAUGGAUUUUGAUUUUCUCCUAGUUAUGCAGAUUUUUUUUUCCUGCAUCACACUUAAAUUGGCUUGACAAGUGAAUUAUCUUUGUUUAAAAGAUAAAGGUGUCUGUACAGUGAUAGAUUUCCUAAGCACUUUACAAAAAUACCAAAUACAAAGCAGGACCUUCUGUUUAAGGGCAGUUAAUCCUCCUAUCAACACAAACAUUUAGUGGUCUGUUUUGUCUUAGUUGCAUCCAGUUUUAAAUGAUUAUUUAUACUGUACCUGGUUCUGAUUUAUCAGGACAGUAUGUCGUAGUAAUAAGGGUAUUCUUACUGAGGAAAACAAUCAAGAGAAAUAAUUCUAUGUAUAUAUAGAUAGUGAACAGAAAUGUCUGAAUUUGAAGGUUGAUAAUGGCAAGUGUCCGGCCUUCGUGGUCAGAUUGUUUCGUAUUCAUUCAACAAUACGCUAGCUUACAACAUUGCACGCUGGGAAUGCGAAAGGCUUUUUGUUUCUCAGGUGCAUUAAAUAAUUAUAUUGCCUAUAUAGGUUUCAUUUGUAUCUUCUGCUAUUUGCCUGUUGAAGCUCUAAACCUUGGCUCUUUGUAUUGAAUAUCUGCCCUCCUAUUAGCCCAUGUUUGCUCUGUGUUGUGUCAUCGCAUAGUAUAAAAAAAAGAGAAAAAAAAAAAAACGAGGAGAGAAAGCAGUAUUCAUUUUGUCAUUACAAACACUGUCCCGGCAGCCGUCGUCCGUGCUCCCGUCCAAACAUCCACUCGCUUCAGUUGAAAGAGAUUUGGCAAGUCAGAUGAGUGAAACAAUCUUUUUCCUUUAAGAAGGAAGUCAAUUGCAUCUGUAUAUAAAACGCUGUGUGUUUGAUUAUUAUGAAUAGAAAUGUACUUAUUUCUGUAUUUCACCCUCUGUCAGGGUUUGAAGUUUCUUUAACCAAUGGCUCUCGUCUUUUAUAAACCAGAGUGCAAGUUAUCCUUUACUAGAUGGAUCUUUUUCAUACUGUAGUCAUUAGAGAAGAUGAGCAGUGUAAUUUAUUGAUAUGGAUACAGCUUUUGUAAUUAAUUUGUGUUUUUCGGUUAUAGAAAAGAAGCAAUCAUCGUAACCUACAAGCAGAUCAACAGCAAGCUUUUCUUUUGGAGGGGUUUGACUCCUCCAGCUCUGUCCUGAUUAUUUUCUCACAUACACAAGGUCCAAACGUUUCGACUCCACCACGACUGAACAAAGCAGAGAGAUUUUUUGCAAACAAAAGUCAAUUUAAUCUCAAGCAAAAUCAGACGGAUUACAACUAUCCGUGCACUCAUUUUUGCAGGAAAAAUAGUCAACACUUGUGGCUUUAGUUGUGUUAAGGAGGAUUUCAUUUCCUGCAGGACAAUAGCACUAAAAAAUACAAUGAAGCUGUCGCACAGAAUGAGAAAGGACUGCAGGUGUCGAUGCUUUCCCUCUAAGGUUACCAGGUUAACGAUGGGGAAAACAAACAAACAAAAAAAAUCUAGCAAAGGACAGCGCACAACCUGGAUAAUUCUGCAAAAAGUGGUCAGAAAUGAGAAAAAGUUAAAUCAUGUACAGACUUGACUGUGUUUAUUAUUAAAGUAUAUGUGAUUGUUUUAUUUAAAUUUGGCCAAAUGCACUACACUGGUGGUGGACAAACAUUUGGACAUUACUGCAUCUCUUUUAGGAUCUGUAGGUAACCUGAUUUUGAGGUUUCAUAUUUCUUGCAAGGGUCCGUUUCCUGUAAUCCAGAUCAUAUGAGAUUUUCACAGAACUGUAACGUAGACUACAGCUGAAACGUGUUAGUAUUAUUGGAUGGAACUAACGUAGUCUAUUGAUAGUACAGGUCUUUUAUCACCAAAAGUAGGCACCUGCUCGUGUACAGUAACAUAUCUCCUGAUUAUGUUUCAGAGUUUCUGCAGUGCAUUAGACCAUUGCCAUAACAGCAGCUCUAAAGUUAAACUCAUUUUAUUGAUUGAAGAUAAAGCAGUAACUAAUAAUAAAUACUGAAAAAAGGGUUAUUUUCUGGCUUUGAUUUGGAAAUCCAGAAAAUUUCAGAAAUGCAAAGAGGGAAGGAUAUUUACUUUUCAUCCUUAUGCAUCUUUGUUUGAUUUAUUCAAAGCCAGUCUUUGUUAUUUGGAGUAAACUGGUGUUGUCCUUUAGUUUUGCUUCUGUAUGGCAAAUGCUUUGUCUACUUUGCUUUUCUGGUCACCUGUCUUAAAAUUCAAAUUAUUGUUUUGGACAUGUGAUCUUAUACUGGUAAUAAAAGGUUGUGAAUGUA